UUAACAUCCUGCCAAAGCAGCAGAGGAUGUUAACAAAGUGUCAACUAAUGCAGGCUCAUGCGUACUUCUACAUUUAGUGAAUACUGGAGUGUCUUUAAAGUGUCUCCAUCCACAGCUGGACAGAAAACAUGAUCCCUUCUCCACAGGAGGAUUUCAGGCCUCAAAGUGCCAUUGCGAUUUCAGCAAUUGUUGUGGUGAAUAUAAUUUGGUGGAUGAUUAUGAUUGCAGCCAUUGGAUUGGGGGCCAUACAUAUCAAAAAUUGUCCAAUACAGCCCUACAUCCCCAUCUACCUGAUGGUGUUGGGAGCUGUCAGCCUCGUCUCUUUUACUCUGACCUACACCAAGAGCACCUGGAAAGAUGGCGUUAUCUUCAUCCUGAGCUCGGUCUGCGUGGCCCUUCUGCACCUCUUCACUUUCUGCUGGUUCAUCGCAGGCACUGUCUGGGUUUAUUCUGUAUAUCCUCCUAGCUACGAACCAGGAAAACAGUACUGCCAUAAGACACCCUUCCAGUUUGCCUUUGUUGUCACCACCUUGGUGUGGGUGUGUGUGACUCUCCUGUUCACCUGUGGCUGUUGCUUCGGUUUACUGGCCUGCUGUAAGACUGUGAGGGCAGGACGUCGCUUGAUACCCAACCGCAAUACUUUCUAUGGUGGGACAGGUUAUUUUGAAGAACCCAUUGCUAGUGAUGUGUAAUUUAAAUCCUUGUUUGUGGCUUCACAAUAGGUUUUAGAGAAGUGAAAAUUUUCCUGAUCCUGAUUCUCCCCCUACUGUUGAGGGUUAUUUUUAUUUUUUGUGGUAGUUUUUCUAGUCAGGUGCAAUAUAUGAAAGGAUCAAAUGUAAGACCUGCUGAAACAUCAUAUCACUUUCACACAACAGCACUGUCAUUUACAGUAUGUGUAUAAAAAUAACUAUCUAUUGUCCAUAAAACUGGUGUUUUUGAUGAGUCACCAAAGGACUGUCUGGUCCCUGCCACCAGUAAUUAUAUGGCAUGAGAUGAACAUAUUUUUGCUUGAGGUGAAGGCUUGAAUAAAGAAACGCUGGCUUUUUAAUUUGUGUCUUUAUCUUAUGCUUUAAUAAUGAUUACCUGCAAAAUAAUACAGGAACAGCUUUAAUCAUGAACCAAAAAAGUCACUUGAUAAUAUGAAAAGCCGUGAGACGUUUAAUCAGUGGAGAUAAAAAACAUUAAAAAAUGUAAAAAAUAAAAUAAUUUAAAAAAAAAAUUCAGCUCAUUGAAUGCAUCCUGGUGCAUUUUACGUAACAUUUUAUUCAUGAUGUGUGAAAAAUGCAAUUACAAACUGUUUAAUGUGGAACAAUAAAAGAAAAUAAAAUGAAAGAAAGGCGGAGUUAUUUUAGAUUUAAUUGUAUUGUUACAU
Messenger RNA from Seriola aureovittata, 1372 nucleotides. Its product is annotated as transmembrane protein 272-like. The coding region runs from base 129 to 692 and encodes 187 amino acids. The transcript is spliced from 5 exons. NCBI's taxonomy places the organism in Eukaryota, Metazoa, Chordata, Actinopteri, Carangiformes, Carangidae. The record is from RefSeq and is a predicted model, not a curated record.